CUCGCCGGAUGAUCAGAUAGAACUUCAUCCGAGCUUCAUCAGAAGGAGCGCCUACACAGAGCAGCCAGCAUGCAGCCGGCCAUGAUGAUGUUUUCCAGUAAGUACUGGGCCAGGAGGGGGCUGUCGCUGGACUCGGCCAUGUUUGACCAGCAGCACCUGCAAGAGCAAACCACCCGCAGACCCUCCUUCUCCCGCAUCGAGGAGAAGCCCAGUGGGGUGGGUGAGCCGCAGGCUGAAGACGCGGGCAAGACCGCCGUGGUGUUCGCCCUCAAGAACGAGGUGGGCUGCCUGGUGCGGGCCCUGCGGCUCUUUCAGGAGAAGCAUGUGAACCUGGUCCACAUUGAGUCGCGCAGGUCCAAGCGCAGGCCAUCCGAGGUGGAGAUCUAUGCUGACUGCAGCUGCAGCAGGCGUGAGUUUGGGGAGCUGGUGCAGCACCUGAAGCAGCACAUCAGCAUCAUUUCUUUGGACCCCCCAGAGCAGAUCUGGCUGGAGGAGGAAGAACUGGAUGGAGUUCCGUGGUUCCCCAGGAAGAUCUCCGAGCUGGACCAGUGCUCCCACAGGGUGCUAAUGUACGGCUCGGAACUGGAUGCUGACCACCCGGGCUUUAAGGACACUGUUUACCGCCAACGGAGGAAAUAUUUUGUGGAGGUGGCCAUGAACUACAAGUUCGGACAGCCGAUUCCCCGUGUCGAAUACUCGUCUGACGAGGUGAAGACGUGGGGGGUUGUGUUUCGUGAACUGACCAAGCUCUACCCCACCCACGCCUGCCGGGAGUACCUGAAGAACCUUCCACUUCUCACAAAGCAUUGUGGGUAUCGGGAGGACAAUAUCCCCCAGUUGGAGGACGUGUCACUCUUCCUUAGAGAACGUUCCGGUUUCACCGUGCGGCCCGUGGCGGGGUACCUGUCGCCCCGGGACUUCUUGGCUGGCCUGGCGUACCGUGUCUUCAACUGCACCCAGUAUGUGCGGCACAGCAAAGACCCUCUGUACACGCCUGAACCGGACACGUGCCACGAGCUACUGGGACACGUCCCUCUGCUGGCGGAUCCCAAGUUCGCCCAGUUCUCCCAGGAGAUCGGCCUGGCCUCGCUGGGGGCGUCGGACGAGGACGUACAGAAGCUGGCCACGUGUUACUUCUUCACCAUCGAGUUUGGCCUGUGUAAGCAGGACGGACAGCUGAGAGCCUAUGGGGCGGGACUACUGUCUUCUAUUGGAGAAUUGAAGCACGCGCUUUCAGACAAGGCUGCAGUAAAGCCAUUUGACCCCAGGACCACAUGCUUUCAAGAAUGCCUCAUUACCACCUUCCAGGAUGUGUACUUUGUCUCUGAAAGCUUUGAAGAAGCCAAAGAAAAGAUGAGGGAAUUUGCCAAAACGAUUCAGCGACCCUUCUCAGUUUACUACAACCCAUACACGCAGAGUGUCGACUUGCUUAAGGAUACCAGGAGCAUAGAGAACGUGGUGAACGACCUGCGGAGUGACCUGAACACGGUCUGCGAUGCCCUGGGUAAAAUGAACAGAUACCUGGGGAUUUAGGACCCAGCUAGCUUCGGGAACGUGUACCUUAUAGCAGAUCCGAAACGUCAACGCGCUAUACCAUCAUCGCAAAAGUCACGGAAUGUGUGGAGGCGUCAAGAUGCACGAAUGGCGCGAUAGCCCCUGUUUAGCAUUUAGCGAGCCCAACUGCUCGUGAUGACUGUCUUUGCAUCACCUGUGUUCUGCGUUUCCAGUUGAUCCCAGAGUCGUCCUGUCAGGAGAGGAUCUGGGUUUGCUGUCGGCUUAAAUAUAUGCAUAUUCACCCGUGUUUUCUGGAAAAUCAGUCCCAUGAUGUUCGGUAUGAUCAUGUAUGUAAUGCUAAUUCAACAUAUAGUAUAUAUCACUUGAUAUGUAAGUAUUAAAGUGUUACAUAGAUUUGCUACACGGGUCUGUAAUAGAUUGGAAUUGCUUUGAUCUUUUCCUUUCGAAUGCUGUUUUAACUUUUCAUUUUGGCCUCAGAUUCAUGCAUUUUUCCUCAGGCAAAAUAUCAUCACUGUCCAAUGAGAAACACGUAUCUCCAAAAAUGCAUUAUUUCUGGAGUGUGAAACACAUUUUCGCAGAAACCACUUUGUAAAAAUAAACAUAAAACAACACAAUGAAACACCCUCAAGACCACAAAUAGAACCUCAUCACUACACAGCUGUCAGUGAGCAGUUUAAUGUUUUAAAUGGAUUUAUUGUUGUUAGCAAACGCAGACUUAAGUACUUUUCUCAUCAUGUGUUCCAAUGACGCAUUGUUAGUUCGAGCCUUGUCUCCUGUUCGCUAUAUUCCAAGAACUCAGCAGAUUAUUGACAGCCAGUCUAAAUGUUUGGACAUAAUCAGUGCCCUAUUGUACUGUAUAUUUGCCAUCACACAAAGCUCUUCUAAUGAGAUAGAUGGAUGACUUCAUAAAACAUCUUUUUAUUGGUCAAAUAAAUGGCAAACAUCAGUAGACAGAGGCCGAUGGGCAUAUUUAAGUAUAAAAUAUCUAUAGUAAAAAGUCACAAUCAUCAAAAAGUGGGACAUAUGCAGUUUUCAUUGUUCAGCAACAAUAUAUAACCAAAGUUUUAUAACUAUAAUGUUAGUCCAUGCGGGUGUUGAAUUACUACUAUACCACGAAAAAGAUUUCAUGAAGGUUCCCCUUAUCCAUGCGGCCUGGCUAACAGGAAGUGACAUUCCGGCUUGCCCUCACUACUUCCUGUUUGUGUGGCACAGCACCGCCCUCACUACUUCCUGUUUGUGUGGCACAGCACCGCCCUCGCUAUUUCCUGUUUGUGUGG
This is a messenger RNA of Paramormyrops kingsleyae, 2792 nucleotides long. RefSeq names its product tryptophan hydroxylase 2 (tryptophan 5-monooxygenase) (gene tph2). The record is from RefSeq and is a predicted model, not a curated record. Gene Ontology annotation, biological process: serotonin biosynthetic process; aromatic amino acid metabolic process. Gene Ontology annotation, molecular function: iron ion binding; tryptophan 5-monooxygenase activity. Lineage: Eukaryota; Metazoa; Chordata; Actinopteri; Osteoglossiformes; Mormyridae. Gene Ontology annotation, cellular component: neuron projection.